AUGUCAAUUAAAAUUGAUCAUAUUCUCAAAUCUAGUAAAGAACUUUAUCCACGAAUAAUAGAAGAAUUAUCUAGUCAAUUCACCAAGAAAUAUGAUAAGAAUACCAAAACAUUUGCACAAUUGAAUACUUGGAAAGAAGAUGAAUUGACCAACACAUUAUUGAAACGAUAUCAAGAAACAGAAACUACAUGGAUAACUAAAGAUGAAUUGAUUAAUUUACUUGAUUGGAAACUAGCCAAAGGGAAAUUUAGACCAAUGUUACCCAAAUUAAUCAAAUCUAAUGAUAAUAUAGACGUGGAAGAAAUAACAAAACAAGGGUAUCAAUACUUGUUGGAUUAUUUUAAAUUACACACUAGUAAUGACAAACAAAAACAACAACCAAAACUAUUGGAUAAAUUUUGGGGUGAAGCUAAUGAUCAAGAUAAAAUUGAAUAUUCGGAAGUAAUAAAGAAAAGUUUUGAAAAAUUUACUUUAUUAAAAGGUGUUGGUCCUGCCAUGGCAAGUCUUUUAGCCAAUCUUUUAAUCAAAAUAAAUCCAUAUUUGACACCACCAUUUUUCAGUGAUGAAAGUUUUUCAUUUUAUUAUAUGGAAUCAUUUCGACCAGGUGAAAAAAUUAAAUAUAAUAUGAAAGAAUAUAUUGAAGAAUUAUUACCAGUUUAUUUGGAAAUUAUAUCUCAAUAUCCAGAUGUGACUAUGAAUACAUUGGAAAGAGGAGGUUGGGCAUUAAAAAAUUAUCAAAUCCAAAGAAAUGAAAAAUUAGCCAAUAUUGAAAUUGAAUAUAUUACUACUACUACUACAGAUAAUGAUGAUAAUGAAGAAGAAGAUAUUAAUAGGUUGAAAUUAGAUCAUAAACCAGAUUUGAAAUUAGUUGCUUCAACACCAAGAAGAAAGAAACAAAAAAAGUGA
Molecule: messenger RNA, 906 nt
Organism: Candida albicans SC5314
Lineage: Eukaryota; Fungi; Ascomycota; Pichiomycetes; Serinales; Debaryomycetaceae
Exons: 1
Coding region: 1-906 (301 amino acids)
Source: RefSeq, a predicted model, not a curated record